AUGCAUAGUUAUAAGCCAGAUAAUGCAGUGACCUAUGAUGAUGUGCACAUUGACUUCACUUUAGAUGAGUGGGCUUUGCUGAAUCCUUCUCAGAAGAGUCUCUACAAAGAUGUGAUGCUGGAGACGUACAGAAACCUCACUUCUAUAGGCUACAGUUGGGAAAACCAUAAUUUUGAAGAAUAUCGUCAAAGUGCUAGAAGACAUGGAAGGUAA
This is a messenger RNA of Chionomys nivalis (European snow vole), 213 nucleotides long. RefSeq names its product zinc finger protein 431-like. The record is from RefSeq and is a predicted model, not a curated record. Gene Ontology annotation, biological process: regulation of DNA-templated transcription. Lineage: Eukaryota; Metazoa; Chordata; Mammalia; Rodentia; Cricetidae. The coding region runs from base 1 to 213 and encodes 70 amino acids. The transcript has 3 exons.